AUGUCACCAGCUUCGGCUUCGAACACAUCCUGCUUUGAUGAAGUCUUGCGAGGAGGAUAUGGAAAGAUAUUUGAGUGGCAUACAGUCUUCCUCACUGGAGGGACUGGAUGCUUGGGGGGCUGUCUCCUCUAUAAGCUCGCUCUACAGCUACCGACAAGCAAAAUAUAUGUCUUGAUUCGCGGUGACUCUCAGCGGGCUAUUAAAAAACUGGAACAGACGAUGCCAAAUCAUGUGCAGGCCAUAUUGUCUACUGGUAAAGUGAAAUUUGUGGUUGGGGACAUCAGGUCGGUCAAUUUUGGGAUCGAGUCGUCAAUCCUCCGACAACUACAAGACCAAGUGACGCUGGCCAUCCACACUGCUGCGAAGAUCAAGCUCGAAGGUCCCAUCCGCGAUGCAGUUGAGAUCAAUUGUCUUCCUGCAUUGGAGAUGGCACGGGUUGCCUCACAAUUCCGAAGACUCAAACUCCUCGUCCAACUUUCGACAUCAUACGUCAACAGUCAUCUUCCUGAUGGCCCAGUCCUAGAACGGAUAUAUCAACUGGGAGGCGAAGAAGACCCAGAAGAAGAACUGGCAUCCAUGCUGACACUGGACAAGUCGGCACACGGAGCUAAAUUCUCAUCCAGUUAUACUCAAGCCAAGCACUUGAUGGAACGUCUCCUACUUAAUCGCUUCCCACUUCUUCCAAUCUUACUGGUUCGACCAACGAUCUUCGGGCCUGCAAUUAGACAUCCGUACCCAUUGUACGGAUCAGAAGACUCCACGCCCCUCACGAAGUUCACUCGACUCUGGUUCUCAGACCGAGGCACGACACAAGUCUGGCAUGCCACCGAAGGCCACAAAACUGGCACAAACAUUCUAGACGAGAUCCCAGUGGACUUCGUAGCAAACGCCUGUCUCCUCCAUGCAGCAGCGCGCACGACAGGAAUCGUCCAGAUAGGAUCCCAGCUCUACCACCCAAUAACCUUCGACGAAGUCUUCCGACUAGGUCUCGACAACGCCAAACCGGAAGCCCGCCGAGACUUCCCAAAGAUCAUUUUCACGAAUGAUCGCAGCGAGCCACAGUGUUUCCUUGCCGAGUUGAUUCAGGUUGGAACUCGGAACUGGCUAUUUGAUUGUGGGCGGUCUUACUGGCUCAAGCAGGUUGGUGGACCGUUAAGUAUACAGGUUUGCAAGCACGAGGCGGAUAGUUUGAAUUUGGUGCGCACGCAUGAUGUUCUUGGUACUGGGAAGGAGAAGGCUCGUAUUUGA
Molecule: messenger RNA, 1248 nt
Organism: Penicillium soppii
Lineage: Eukaryota; Fungi; Ascomycota; Eurotiomycetes; Eurotiales; Aspergillaceae
Product: Male sterility NAD-binding
Exons: 1
Coding region: 1-1248 (415 amino acids)
Biological process (GO): long-chain fatty-acyl-CoA metabolic process
Cellular component (GO): peroxisome
Molecular function (GO): alcohol-forming very long-chain fatty acyl-CoA reductase (NADP+) activity
Source: RefSeq, a predicted model, not a curated record